CCCCAACUCCUUCGUCGAUACCCACUUCAUCUGUCCAUGCUCAGCAUGCAUACCAUCACGCUCUUUUACCUCUUUCUAUUAGCGUCCACCGCCUCGGUUAUCGCGCAGUACAGUGCGACUUAUCUCCCCUCCGAUGCACCACCUCAAUCAGAGGACGGACAGUCCGGAACGAAUCAGUGUGGAGGAGGCUCGAAUCAGACCAGCCUGUGUCAGAAUGCAUAUAUCAAUGGUGUUGAUGAUUUCUGCCUUUGGGCACCACCCGACACGACAUAUCAAGGCGUGCCGUCAUCCAUCGGACAGACGGAGCGAAUCGAAGUGGCAUGGUGCAUGCGCUCUGGUUACGGUACUCGCCUAAUUCCAAAUGGUGCUAUCACAGGUGCCCAUUUCAUCCAGACUCCCAACUAUGUCCAAAUCCUUGGUUCCGGCGACAUGACCAAAUUGAACCUGCCGUCUGGUGACGAUGGAGGAGAGCUUGAUCCACAUGGUGCAGACGGUCUCGGGAACCCAAUCGGUGGACUUGUGUUUGGGACGAGCUUCGGUGUACUGCAGCAGUAUCAUGAGUGGACGAACUUCAUGUGGUAUGGCGGCUUCUGCUUCAGAGCUUGUGUAGAUGGGCCAGAUGCGUCUGUAUACUGCAAUCAUAUUUACGACACCCUCGGCUGCGGUUGGAAUAUGCCAGGAAAUUAUUCCUCGGGAGUUUUCGAGUCAUGCCAAGCAGACAAUACCGAACCAAUGGGCGUCUAUGUCAAUGAUGGAACAACUAGUACCUUCUUCCAGGGUCAACCCUCCACCCCAGACGCACAUACACCUGCGCCCUCAAGCAACUGCCAAUUCAUGGCCACGAUCUCGAAUGAGGCUGCUCUCCCUGCAACAGCGACAUUUCUCCCCAGCAACGCGAGCGUCAGCAGCGUGGGAACCAGUAGUGGGGCGAGUCCAAGUGGAUCGACCAACAACGGAGCUGCUGCCACUACUAGCGGGAGCGCCAGCCCGUCUAGUGCCGGCCAUAGUGGUGCCGCCCGUGUCCUUCCUUCAGGCGAUGCGGGUAUGCUUGUCUUCUUGACCGCUGCUGCUGGGUUGCUGGGUGCCUUUGUCAUUCUGUAACAGCUACCUACUAUACAGAUUGCCCCACGAGGACCGAGAGGGCAAAAACAAUGCAGGAAGGAACAUACAAGCCCUUAUUACUUGCCAAGAACUGCCCUGAUCACUUUAUCCAUCCAUGACUGUGGUUUCCCCUUCAUUACUAAUACUCCUGUACCUGUUAUCCUCGUCCUGUUGUUGUUGUCUGAUUUCAC
Molecule: messenger RNA, 1292 nt
Organism: Dacryopinax primogenitus
Lineage: Eukaryota; Fungi; Basidiomycota; Dacrymycetes; Dacrymycetales; Dacrymycetaceae
Exons: 5
Coding region: 46-1101 (351 amino acids)
Source: RefSeq, a predicted model, not a curated record